This is a messenger RNA of Oxyura jamaicensis (ruddy duck), 1174 nucleotides long. RefSeq names its product caveolin 3 (gene CAV3). The transcript is spliced from 2 exons. Gene Ontology annotation, molecular function: transmembrane transporter binding; molecular adaptor activity; connexin binding. Lineage: Eukaryota; Metazoa; Chordata; Aves; Anseriformes; Anatidae. The coding region runs from base 140 to 595 and encodes 151 amino acids. Gene Ontology annotation, biological process: caveola assembly; regulation of membrane depolarization during cardiac muscle cell action potential. Gene Ontology annotation, cellular component: caveola. The record is from RefSeq and is a predicted model, not a curated record.
CGCAGCCAGGGGCGCGCAGGGGCUGCAGGGCAGCUGCUGCAGCGCCUCCGCACCCUGCCCUCCCCCGGGCCCUCCCCCUGCAGAGCCCCAAUUUCGCUGCUUUUCACCCGACGGGUGCCAGCCUGGCGGCGGAGGAGCUAUGGCAGAGGAGCAGAGCGAGCUGGAUGAGAGGAUCAUCAUCAAGGACCAACACACCAAGGAGAUCGACCUGGUGAACAGAGACCCGAAGCGGAUAAAUGAGGACGUUGUGAAGGUGGAUUUUGAAGAUGUGAUAGCUGAGCCAGUGGGAACGUACAGCUUUGACGGUGUCUGGAAAACCAGCUACACCACCUUCACUGUCAGCAAGUACUGGUGCUACCGGCUGCUUUCUGCCAUCCUGGGAAUCCCCCUGGCUGUGGUCUGGGGCUUCCUCUUUGCCCUCAUCUCCUUCUGCCACAUCUGGGCAGUGGUGCCCUGCAUCAAGAGCUACCUGAUCGAGAUCCAGUGCGUCAGCCGCAUCUACUCCCUCUGCAUCCACACCUUCUGCGACCCGCUCUUCGAGGCACUCUCCAAGAUCUGCAGCAACAUCAGAGUUGCUCUGCGGAAGGAAACCUAGAUCUCGACGGCUGCCCCAGCCACCGCGCUGCACCGGUUUCCUGAGCAGCUCGCGGUGUGCCCACCUCGGUCACGCUGCCACCUCACCUGGGGGACCUGCGCAGCACGCAGGAGCCUGUGGCACAGCUGGCUCUCGGGACUCUCUCCCAAGAAGGAGGCACACCGAGCUGCCCCUCAAUCCAUCCUAAAGACAGCAGUGGUGGCAGAACCUGGCAUCAUGCCCUGCUCCUGCAGGAAGGACCGCAGCGUCUCCCAGACCACAGAAUCCCCCAGACCUCAGCAUUUUCUGGACCUCAGCAUCCCCCAGACCUCAGCAUCUCCUGGACUGCCGCAUCUCCUGGACCAUGGCCCUGGGCCACCACCUGCAGCUGCAGAGCAGGGAGGGAGCAGCAGAGCCGCCAGCAUGCUGCCAGCUGCCCCACACAGCCCUGCCUGCUCCGUCUCCAUCCAUCCUCUAGCAUAACCCUGAGAAAAACACUCACAUACGAAUAAUUUGCCGCAAAUAAUUGUUGUGAAAGCUUCUGUAUUAAAUCAGGCUGCACAAAAGGCUUAUGGAUAGAAUAGUGGGAAAAAAAAAAAA